This is a messenger RNA of Trichomonas vaginalis G3, 6816 nucleotides long. RefSeq lists its product as uncharacterized. NCBI's taxonomy places the organism in Eukaryota, Parabasalia, Trichomonadida, Trichomonadidae. Gene Ontology annotation, cellular component: nucleolus; small-subunit processome; 90S preribosome. The coding region runs from base 1 to 6816 and encodes 2271 amino acids. The record is from RefSeq and is a predicted model, not a curated record. The transcript has a single exon.
AUGAGCGUCCAAAAUCUUCUUAAGACGAGGCAUAAAUGGAAAUCGUUUUCACAGAAGAUUGCAGAGAUUACAGUCAACAUUAACACCGACUUUGAAUUAUCCAAAGAACUCCCAAAGAAAGGUGAAAAUGGCUCAUUCUUUGAUGAUGCGUUAAGAGAAUCAAUGCAAACAAAUUUAGAUCCACAGUAUUCGCGUCUUGUUUCUCAAAUCUUGAAUUAUACCAAUACAUUAGAACUAUUAUUAUUUAAUAAGGAUAAAGUUAUCGGAGCUUUAGAAGAAUUUCUUUCUUUAACAUACGAAGAAGCACGCGCUGGCAUAAAUACAGUUAUGUAUCUAUUACAACAGCUAGCUCGUGACUUAAGAAGUGAAUUUUAUCCGUAUUUUACAAAGAUUUUAGAGCUUCUCAUUAAAAUUUUCGAGCCAACAGAUCCCGAAUUUAUCGACAACUUCUUCAAGUGCAUAGUUUUUAUGAUUAAUUUCCUAAAGCAGCAAAUUGUCAACGAUUUUGAAAAUAUUUUCACUAUUUUCGUAACACAACUAUUCACACACAGAAAAGCAUAUACCAGAAGACUUGCUGCAGAAACAUCAGCCUUCUUAUUACGUCAGACUCCAAAUCAACUCCGACCAACUGCAUUUAACAUUUUAUUAAGCAAAUGCCAGAAAUUCUACGAGACAAUCAAAGACAUACCACAAACAGAAGAAGAAAUUUCCCACGGAAUCCCUACAACUCGUGAAAUGUUAGUUGAAUCAAUCGCAAUUACGAUUUCUCAUUCUGCCAAGAACAAAGGCGGUACAUUGAGGUCAUAUGCUGUCCAAAUAGUUGAUUGGUGUUUUGCCGAGCAGCAUGAAAUCGUCAACGAUGCUUUCCUUCUUGCCAACAAAAAACUUGCAAAACAUUUUACAAAAGGUAACGAUAUUAUCCCCAUUUUAACUGAGAAACUCCCCCUAAUUAACCCUACACUUGCAUUAGAGACACUUUCCAUAUGGACUAUGGAGAAAGAAGGUACAUUAAUCGAAGACAAAAACAAAGCAAUUGAUGUAUUAAAUACAUGUCUUGAAGUUGCAUCGAAUGAUUCCAUUGUUGACUACUUGAAAUCAUUAGAAUUCAUUCCUAUUCCUGAAGAAAAACAUUCAUUAAUAGGAAGAGCAAUUAUCAAACUCAUAAUUAACAACCAUCAAAUUGAUCAACUCGAUGGAUGUGUUAAAAUAUCAUAUGCAGCAAGACAAAGUGUUUUAGAAUUUUACGCGAAAACUCCUGAAUAUUUGUUAUCUAUUUUACAUUACAUACAAUGGUUGUGUCCUUCUCAAACUGAUGUUCCUAAAGAAUUGUAUGAAAUGAUAAGAGAACAAAUAAAAGAAAACAGAAACAUAUUUAUCCCUGUUUUGGAGUAUAUCUACAACAGAGAUAUUUAUAAUGAUCUCUUGAAUUUACCUAAUAAAUCUUUGGAAGAAAAAGAAGUUUUAUAUACUUUAAUGGGUCAUUUUGAUUCAGAAAAAUUGGCCGAAGAACCACCAAAACUUCUCAAAGAAUUACAAGGAAGAAUCAUGGAAGAAAAAGCAAUUUCCAUUUUCUCCAAACUAAUAACUGUUUCUAAAGAAGUCAAUGCAUCAUGGUUCACAAGAGAUUCACCUGUUUUCAAGCAGUUCUUGAAGGAAAUUGACUUCAAUACUCCUAAUAAUGAAAUAAUUAGAAUGGCAUCAACUAUUUUAGUUGAUUUCGUUGGACAAGAAGAACCUCUUGAAUUAUUAGAAGAUGAGUUUUUACUUGUAAGAUGCGGUGAUUUAGUUUUCAACGCAAAACAUGAUUUAACAAGUUAUAGAGUUGGUGAAGCAGCAAUUGCUAGAUUAACAACAGAUAUUGUUAAAAUAAGAAACACAAAUUUGUUGAUGAAUUACGCAUUGGGAUUCGCAAGACAAAAUUACGUGAAUUUCAAAACUCAUGCUUCAACUUUAAUUGGCGCUAUAAUUAAAUUGAAACCAACUGUUUAUGGAACAAUGAUUUCUAAUGAGAUAGAAAAGCAGUUUUCCCUUGCUGACUCUCCUUCAUUCACUCAAGCUUUGAUACAAGGUUUGAUUUCAGCUGAAUACAUUGAUGAAACAAUGGUUAAUUUGUUAAUCAAAUAUUCAGAAGUGAGAAUGGAUGAUACAAAUGAAGAAGAAGACCAAAACGAGAAUGAAGAAGAAGAAGCUGAAAAGAAGAGAGAAGAUGUUGGUGCAAAAAUCAUUUCUCAAUUGAUUUCUUCACUUUCUUCUGUAAAGUUCUCCGAUAAAUUUGCAGAAAAAGUUGAUACAGCAACAUUUAAACUUCUCAGAUCAACAAAACUUGAAGUUAGAAAGGCAGCUUUAGGCGUCCAAUACGCUUACCACGUUACAAACAACAAAUCCAUCAAUGACCAGAUCGGAAAGACAAUCCAGGAGAUCCUCGAGAGCUAUGCAGAUCCAAAGAACAAAGUUGAUACAUUGAUGAGAUUACAAGGUUUCGUUGAAACACUCGAAUUCGAAAAAGAAUUCGUUAUUACAGCAGCUGUAAAUUUGACAAUCGGUUGUUAUUUCGAAUAUUUGACAGAAAAAGUGAGACAAAAACACAAAUAUCAUCAACUUGCUGCAUCUAUGUUACAAUCAUUGUCUUUUCUUUCUCCAAUUUACACAAAACCUUUGAUAGAAGCAACAUUUCCUCAAGAAAAAUCUCAGGCAACAUUAAGAAAAGCACCAGUUUACAUUUCGCCGGUUUUGUCACGUUUGCCAAAUCAAAUUUAUCCAUUUGCUAAGAGGAUUGCGAACACAUUAAAGGACUGCAUGAACGCAUGUUCCAAGGCAUCAACAAAUAUCAUCAAAUCAUGUGUCAAAGCAGUAACUUUGUUCAUAGAAACUGAAGUUAAACAACAAUACUUCAAUUCAGAAUUUGAGUGGCAAACCGCCAACGAUGAAUUAUCCCAAGUACAAAAUGACUUUGUCCAGAACAUCCUUAAAUCAUUUGAAGUUGCCGCUGUCCACAAUUUCGAACCAUUAGUCAGAGCAAUGACAGCUGCAAAAUCAAGAUUCGCAAAGAAUUUUGCUGAAUUCCCAGAACUCGUCAAAAUCAUCAUUUCCAAACUCCCUGACAAUAAAUCGCAAUCGAAUGCAGAAGUUGGCUCAAUACUAGCUGAGAUUACUCCUUAUAUUUCUCAUGAGUUAAGAGUUUUAUUGAUUGAAUCCGCUGAUAAAUCAAUUGAUGAAGAAAAACUUCUUAACAGACCAACAUUUAUUUUAGCGAUGCUUGAUUUAUUGUCACAGUUAAGAGAGACUGAACCAGACUAUAACAAUCUCCAUGAGUUGUUAAUCAAGUUCAUUAUAACAACAAGAGAACCACAAUCAAUACAAAUCUUGUCAGGAAUCAAAUGGUCACAAGAAGAAUUCAAGAAACUUUGUGUCUUAAUUGGUCGACCAUUGGAACAAGAUUUCAGACAAGAAUUUGUACCUUUAAUUGCAGAAUCUCUUGGCAAAUACAAAGAUUCAUUCAUGAACAUUAACAACGAAGACAUCGCUGUCAAAACAAUCGCGUAUCGUGAUCUCCAAAGUGUUGGCGAAUUCAACUAUGUUUUUGCAAUGCAAGCGUUCGCUGACAUGCAGAUUUCUGAGUUCGCUUUGCAGAAUGCAGCAUCAGGAUUUCUCUGCAGAGUUAUCAAUGAGUGUCCGGAUUUGAUUGAAGAAUUCAUCUUGCCUUCAAUCAGAUUCCAUGUCAAUAAGAGAAACGCGAGAAUUCCUGUUUCAGAAGUCAUUAUUUUGUUCAAUUCCAUUACGACACAAAAACCUGACAUUCUCCCAACAAUUACAAAACUUUGCCAGCUAGACUCAUUCAAAUCCAUUGGUUCUGUCGAUGAAGGUGUCAGAUUUGACGGAUUUCUUAAAUUUGGAGAUGACAUUGAAUCAUUGAAAGACACCCUAAACAAAGAAGAACUUUCUAUUUAUAUAUUACCAUUGUUAAGUCAAAUGACAGGAGCCACAGGAUUGGCAAAUGCUUUGAGUCCUGUUUGUAGAUUAAGUUCCCAAUUUGCAAUUGACAAAUUAUUGCAAAGAUUGACAUCAAAAGUCGAGAGAAAUGCUUCAAUACAAUUGUUAGUUGAUCUCUGCAAACGAAAGGCUUUCACAGCUGAUCAAGUAACAAACACAUUAUUGAAGUUAAUAGAAGAUAAAAAGACACCAAAUAAGGCACAAUUGCAAUUAAUGACAGCGCUUUUAUCAAUCAAUACAAAGCCAUUUAUUAUCCACAGAUUGAUAAAUUAUGUCACAAACAAAGCACUUAACAAGAAACAAGAGAUCAGACAGAUCGGACAAGACGCAAUUACGGCAUUAACAGGUGCUGUUCCUAAAGAGAUGUUUUUCGAUUUCUUCCAAUCAUUGAGAAAUCAAAUGUCUCAAGGUUACGGAAUUCCUUUACUUUAUGUAUCUCUUUCCAAUGUUAUCGAGCAUUCUAAGAUUGUUGGAUGCUUCGAUCCAUUUGUCAAGGUUUUAGUUGGUUGUUUAUUAGAAGAUAUCUUCGGAAACAACGCACAACUCCGUGUACAAAUGGCUGAUAGAGUUCCUGAAGCUAAAAAGUGUCAUUCCUUUAACAGCUUCGAAAAACUCGCCAGUAAAAUUGUUUUCAAUGAAACAAUAAGAGAUAUCAUUGAUUGUUUGAAGGAACGUUUCGAAUCAUUACAAUCAAGAGAACAAGAAAGAGGCGCAAAGAGAUUAAUCAACUCUUUUUGCACUGGUCUUUUAGAAAACGAAACAAUUUGUGCUGAUCACAUUGUUUUAGUUGCAAAAGAAAUGUUGACUAAAUCACAAAUCCAGAAGCCCCAGAAAUCAUCGAAGAAAGAAGAGAAGAAGAUUUCUUAUGGUCAUAUGUUUGAACAAGAUUUGUUAUUAGAAAAACCAGUGAGAUCUUCAUUUGAAGCACAAAAUCCGAAUACUUAUUCAUUCGGAAGCAAUUUCUUGAUCUCUUAUUUCGCGAUGAAGAUGUUAGUUGUUUUCUUCGACAACAAUUUGUUCAUUCCUGAUCAAGAAGACAUGAAAGAAAACAAAGAAUCAAGUGAUGCACAAAUUAAGAUGUUGGAUGAUUUGUUAAAUGAUAUUUGGCAUUUUACAACAUCAACAAAUGAUAAUGAUUCAAUGAUUGUAUCAAUGACAAUCUUAGAACAUUAUGCACAUCAUGAUAUCUUCCCAACAUUCAACAAGAAACUCCCAGAUAUCUUCGAUUUCAUUGCAGAUCAAUUGCAACAAAUGCAUACUGCAACUGAUGAUUUCGGAAAGAAGAUUUUCGCACUUUUGACAACAAUUUUGGUCAAUUUCCCGAAUAUCGAGUUACCAACGAAGUUCACACGUGCAUUAGUACAAUUCUCAUCAGAUAAACUUGAUGACCACGACAGUUGUGAACAGAUAUUUGGCGUCUUGAUUUUAGUUGUCAAAAGAAGAAAUGAUAUUCCUGAAAUUUAUGAUGUUGCUGACAGAGCGUUUGAGUUAAUUGUUAGAGCAAUAUCACAAGAUGUCAGAAGACUUUCUGCUGAUUUCUGUUCGAUCUAUUUGACAACAUACAAGAUGAAACAAAUUUCCUUUGAAAAUCACAUCAAAUUUGUUUUGUCAAAUUUGCAAUCGAAUAAAUCCGCAGCCAGAAGAUCAUUGAUCUACUUCAUCCGCAAGUUUAUAGAGAUUGCAAAAGAAGAGCAACUCGAGAAAUACCAUGAAUUAAUCUUCCUUUAUUUAGGUGUUACAAUUGCCAAUGAAACAGAUGAUGGAAUUGCAAAGGAAAUUGGUGAAGCAAUAAGUGAUUUAUUGCAAUCUAACAACUCAAACAAAUUACAGACUGAUUUCGAACUGAUGACAAAAUGGGCAUCAUCAGAUGGAAAGCAGACAAGAACAGGUUUGUUGUUGUUAGCUGUUGCUGUUCCUUUGACAAAUGUUGAAUCAGCUUUGGAUGAUUUACAACAAUUAGUUGAUGCACGAGUUAAUGCUGAAAACAUCAAAAUUAAACUCGCCGCAGUUCAACUUCACAAAGCAAUUGUUUCAACAUUUGCUGAUAAUGAAGAAGUAUCAGUUAAAUUGUUCAAUAUCUCGCAAUUGUUGAAUUUGUUGUCAAUAAGAGAAACAACAAGAAUUGGAUGCAAAUUAUGUCAUUGGUAUCUUUCUGAUUACCAACAUAUUUUCAGUCCUUCCGAUGAAGAUUUGAUCAAAUUAGCUCGUGAACUCUUAAGAAUUACUUUCGAUUGGUCAGGUGUUAUCCAAGAAUCUGGUUUAGCAUUAUCAUCAAUCAUUUCAAGAGUUGAUGAAAAUAAUUUGGUCCAAUUCAUUCCUGACAUGGAAAAGUACACAAAUGAAAAUGAUCCAAGCCAAGGAGCUGUUAUAUUAAUGAUGAGAGCAAUAGCAGCAAGUGUUGACCAAAUGGAGUCUUCAGAAGAUGAAAAGAAGACACCGAAACAAUAUCUUAAUUUCGCUUUGAAAUUCAUUGGAAAAAUGAAAGUUUCAAAGAACAAAGAUAUCAAACAAGCUGCAACUGGAGCUCUUUCUUUCUUGAGAGGAAAGAUUCAGUCAGAAGUAUUCGCACAGGAAUGGGCUGCAAUUGUCGAAGAAGAAGACAAACUCAAGAAGGAAAGAAUUGAACAAUCAGCAGCUGAUAAGUUGUUGGAUCCAGAAGGAUUAAAGAAGAGAAGAAAAGAGGCAAAACAGUUGAAGAAGAUCGAGGAAAGAAAGAAGAAGUAUUUGGAAAGCGAUAUGUUCGAUGGAACAUUGCAUCCAUUUGGACCAGAUGGAAAGAGAGUCGAAUCAAUUCCUCUUCCACCUGAAUUUCAAUCAAAGAAAUAA